AUGUCCCUUUGUAGUGUCAUGUCUUGGUGUAAGUUACUCGAUAUACCUCCUGAACUACGAGUCCUUAUACUUGAACAUUUACUCCAUCAUGACGUUGCUUUACAGCAUCGUGCUACACCUGCGGUCCUACAAACAUGCCGACAAAUCUACGAUGAAGGUCAGUCUAUUCUCUAUGCUAAGAGCUGUUUCCGACUGGAUACCUAUUUUGGAUAUGGCCUAUGCGAGAAGCACGACCGGUCGACACAAAGAGAUUUAAGCUUCGCACCCUACGAAAGGGAAAGACACAGGGCUACGAAUAUUACCUCGUGGCUUCCUAGCGCAUUACUUAAGGUUGGAAGUAUUCGCAUAAACCUCUUUCUCUACGACAAUGGCGCAAUACCACAUCUUUCGGUCUUUCUCUACGCGCUUUGCGGCUUCCUAGCGGGCUACCAAGAAGCGAAGAGCCAAAGCAUUCAGAUUCAUCUGACUACAAGUGAAGAGCUGUCUGGCUCGUACAAGGGCGAGGCGUGGAGUCUGUAUCCCCUUGCGAAGCUUCCGCCAACAAUUACGAUAGCGGUUACCGGCUUCUUAGAGGUUUCGCAAACCACCUUAGCCGCGUUUAUGGACCAUCAACAUACGAGGAAAGAUGUUCCCGAAGCUGCUCGGUUUCUUACUAUACGCGAAUAUAACGCUAUAGAGUCGCGAAUCCAAGCUUUGCGUGAAGCCCUGGAUGAGAUGAACAUACAGGACCAGGCAAAUCUCGAGGAGUGGUUGGACGAUGUUGAAGAGCUCCAAUCCUACACGAAAGCAGACUUGGACAUUGGUUCAGAUAGACGGCCUAUGGUAUUCGGAAUCCGGUGGGAUGAUGCAGCGAUGCGUCGACUGAAAGCUGCAUCAAAUGUUGUCGCGCAGCUGGAAGAUAACCCGAAGGUUGGAGCAAUCGACAGUGAUAGCCUCUACGACCAGUACUUUCCACAUACCGGCUUGGACUAUAAUGGAAGCGUCAAUGAUCUUUCUGGGAUAUGGCCUUCGCUCAUGUCGUCUGAAACGACCGAAUGGCUUAGACAGAACGGCAUUAGCGGCUGA
Zasmidium cellare ATCC 36951 is the source of this 1065-nucleotide messenger RNA. RefSeq lists its product as uncharacterized. The record is from RefSeq and is a predicted model, not a curated record. Lineage: Eukaryota; Fungi; Ascomycota; Dothideomycetes; Mycosphaerellales; Mycosphaerellaceae. The transcript has a single exon. The coding region runs from base 1 to 1065 and encodes 354 amino acids.